AUCCUUCCAUUUACGGCUAUUCUGGGGUCGCAGAAAAGUCCCACGCGGCCUUCGCGGGCUGCUCACGUCGACUCGUCCGUUCGUUUGUUCGUUCCUACCUCCCCCAUCUCACGCAGGACGAUCCGCCCAGUUUUCCGCUCUCUCUUACUGCGUACUUGCGCGCAGCUUGGUGCUGGGAACCACAUCGCGUCUCGGCUAGGCCCGUGCAGCACUCACACACACUCGCGCGCCGGCUUUUCUUCAUCCACACCCCACCUCCACUCGCACGUAUGGCCUCCGCACUGGGGUUAGCCUCCAUGGUCCCUGCACCCAUCGCCACCGCCCUGCCCGCAUCCGCGUCGGCGGCCGCCUCUUCCUCUGCUUCUGCUUCUGCCGCUGCUGCAGCCGCCGCUGCCGCAGCAGCAGCCGCAGCAGCCCACGGGGCGCUACCCUCACUUGACAAGACGCUCGGCGCGGCCUUCAUCGGCUUCGCAGUCAGCUGCGUCGCACUCGGCGUGAACACGAACCAGGUGGUGACGUACUUCCACCGGUAUCCCGGGGACCGCGUGUUCUACAAGCUUACCGUCGGUCUCAUAUGGCUGCUGGGGCUCGCGGACCAGGCGUUCAUCGGACACGCUAUGUACUUCUACUGCAUCAAAAACUACGCCAAUCCACUCGUCUUCAAAGAGAAGGUCGUGUGGACACUGAUUGCCCAACUUCUUCUCGGAGCUCUGAUUGGAACGAUCGUGCGACUAUGUUUCACGAUGCGUGUCUGGCGGUUCAGCAAACGCAACAUCUUCGUCACGGGCUUUUUGGUCGCGUUGACACUCGCGGAGAUGGGACUCGCUAUUGUUUUCACUCUCCGGAUUUUCCAGAACCCAUUCAUUAAUGUUCUUCCCACUCUCAAAGUAUUCGCGCGUUUUCCCGGCCUCAAGUGCAAAUGUCUGAGAAAUCUGUCACAGGUUAUCGCUUCUCUGGCAUUGGGCGCUAGCGUCAUCGUAGACGCAGCCAUCGCUGGCGCACUUGCUUUCUUUCUGCGGCAAUUCCGCACGGGCCAUAAGCGCUCCGACUCACUAGUCAACACUCUGACGAUUUACGCAGUCAACACCGGCGCGCUGACAGCCGCCAUCAGCUUGUGCACCCUGCUUAUCUACGACGAAGACCCGUCGCAUUUUAUCUACAUGUCGUUUUACUUCAUCCUGAGCAAACGUGCGGCGUCUCCUCUUCUCUUCUCUUCUCUCCGCACCCAAGCUUACAUGUUCCCGCCAGUAUACUCGAUAUCCUUCCUCACGACGCUCAACACGCGCAAGAUCAUCCGCGGGAAAGGCACUGAGCGGAGCGGCGCGGAUCCGACGUCAGGCGGCACGCGCAACCCGCUCAACAUCUCGGGUAACCAGUUCUACGUCAACCAGCUGUCACGCGGGAACGGCACCCCCGUCAACGGCGGGCACGGUGCGACCUCGUCGUUCUCUGGCCUGCGGAGUAUGGUGGACACCAAGAUGCAUAUUGGAGUCCACCAGGAGGUCAGUGUGGUCUCCGACGUCGACCUCGAGGAGGGGAACAAUUUCAACUACGAGAUGGCCGAGCGUGAGCGGCAGUAUUAUGGCCAUGCGCGGUAGCUCGUCCAGAAAACCCCGCAACUCACACACUCUUUGUAUCUUUCAGCUUUUCUUUCGGGGUUCGAUGUAUCAUUUUAGUCAUGCGAGACGCGUUGAGGAACGAUUAUUCUUCUUUGAAUAUAACCGUGCAUUUCCAAACUU
Molecule: messenger RNA, 1739 nt
Organism: Mycena citricolor
Lineage: Eukaryota; Fungi; Basidiomycota; Agaricomycetes; Agaricales; Mycenaceae
Source: the annotation of a GenBank genome assembly